Messenger RNA from Rhineura floridana, 5787 nucleotides. RefSeq names its product Cdk5 and Abl enzyme substrate 2 (gene CABLES2). Lineage: Eukaryota; Metazoa; Chordata; Lepidosauria; Squamata; Rhineuridae. Gene Ontology annotation, biological process: regulation of cell cycle. The record is from RefSeq and is a predicted model, not a curated record. The coding region runs from base 133 to 1782 and encodes 549 amino acids. The transcript is spliced from 9 exons.
CCUGCUGGAGCGGUAAAGAGAGAGCGGGGGGGGGGAGCCAGCUCCACCCGGCCCGAGCUGGGGGCGGACGGCCGCGACGGCUGCCCUGCCGCGGCUGCUAGCAGCGCGCAGCGGUGGCUGCUCAUUGAGAGAAUGGCUGCGGCUGCGUGCGGCUCCCCCACGAGUCGGCCGCCCCAGGAACCCCAGCAGGAGCCCCCGCCGCGGGAGCAAGCGCCGCCGCCCCUGCCCCUGCCGGCUCCUCCUGCGAGGAAGCGGGGGGGAGAUUCGCGGCGGAGGCAGGCCGCCCUUUUCUUCCUCAAUAACAUCUCCUUGGACGGGCGGCCGCCCUGCCUGGCCCCGGGAAAGGCGCAAUUGCAGCAGCAGCCGCCUCCGCCGCGGCCCCCUUCCUCUUCCUCCUCCGCGGCCCCGGGGGAGCAGCGGCCGAAGGAAGAUGUGUCAGUCACAACGGCGGCAGCCGCGGCGGAUCCUGGUCCCCGCCUCCUGCUGCCCCCCCCCGGCGCCCCGUCUGGGCUUCUCCUGCCCACCGUGGCUGCUGCUGCCGAGCUGGACCCGUCCCGAGGCCUGGGAGCCGCCGCCGCCGCCGCCCUCUUGCCCCAGCUGCUGCUGGGCAGCCCGCUGUGCCCGGUCCCCGCGGCGCCCGUCCCUGCAGUCGCCUCGGCUGGCCUGGCAGGGGUGCUGGUAGGGGCCGCCAAGCCCGGCAUCGCCCCGCAAGGGCUGCUGAGUCCCACCCAGAGCGUCGCUGCUGGAGGAGGGUUCCCCUUGGAAGUCCAGAGGCAAAGAACCAAGCACGUUUCUGGAUCUCCAAGGCACAAAGGCUUGAAGAAGAUGCACUUCAUCAAGAACAUGCGGCAAUAUGACACAAGGAACAGCAGGAUUGUAUUAAUUUGUGCUAAGCGAACUUUGUGUGUGGCUUUUUCUAUCAUGCCAUAUGGGGAGAAUUUGCGGAUCAGUGAGCUGAGAAUAGAGGGGCAGAAACAGAGGCAUCCUUCUGGUGGAGUUUCAGUCUCUUCGGAGAUGGUGCUAGGAAUGGAAGGAGUCGAGCUGGGAGCUGAUGGCAAGGUGGUGUCUUAUGCAAAGUUCUUAUAUCCAACUAAUGCUCUUGUUGGCCGCAAAAAUGAUGCUCAUGGUGCUGUUCCUGUGUGUCGAGCCUCUGCUCUGAGGAGUGCUGGUGGAUCAAGAUACAAAACUGCAACAGCCAAAACAAUAUCUUCCACAACAGAUAUUGGAAAUGAAGUUGGUGAGUUAGCAGAGUAUAAUCCCAAUCUCCUUGAUGAUCCUCAGUGGCCAUGUGGGAAGCACAAGCGUGUUCUCAUCUUUGCAUCAUACAUGACCACAGUAAUAGAAUACGUAAAACCCUCAGACCUUAAGAAGGAUAUGAAUGAAACAUUUAAAGAGAAGUUUCCUCACAUCAAGCUGACACUGAGCAAAAUCAGAAGUUUAAAGAGAGAGAUGCGGAACCUGAGUAUGGAAUGCAACCUGGAGCCGGUAACUGUGUCCAUGGCUUAUGUUUACUUUGAAAAGCUUGUCCUCCAAGGCAAGCUCAACAAACAGAACCGAAAACUGUGCGCCGGUGCUUGCGUGCUGCUUGCAGCCAAGAUUAGUAGUGAUCUCAGGAAACACGAAGUCAAACACCUUAUUGAUAAGCUAGAAGAAAGAUUCAGAUUCAACAGAAGAGAUCUCAUUGGGUUUGAAUUUACUGUACUUGUGGCUUUGGAACUAGCCCUUUACCUUCCUGACAACCAAGUGUUACCUCACUUCCGGCGUCUUACACAGCAAUCCUAGCCAAAGCUACAUUUUAGCAAAAAUGCCAGUACUCAGAUGCUGAAAUUUGUUGUUGGCCUCUGGUCCUUUCCUGUGCCACAAUAAUGAACAAUGUUUUGAAUAUACCUGAUGUGAAGACUGUAGUGGGAUUUUAUGGAGUUAGCAAGAUGGUGUGAACAACACAGAUUCUAUGUGUGAGAAGUCUCAGAAGUGAUGUGUUGAGCUUUGGACACUAAAGCACAAAAGGUUUGCAACCAGUUGCCACCAAUGCUGCUGGUCAUACCUUAUUUACCUUUUUUCCUCCCAGUUUUUUUCUUGGAAAUAAUCUGUUCUUCCCACCAAGUAUUGCUACUUUUUCAUUUCCUUACACUUUUAUCAUUCUUUUUUUUUCUCUCUCUCUUCCUUGAAUCUAAAAGUGCAUCAGUUCCAUUCCGAAAUAUCAUAUGCUUCAAAUAGUAUUAUUGAGAAUUUUUACAUCUUAAACUGUGGAAACGUGUAUUACUUUGCAGGUUCAGGUGUGUGGAAAAAAAGAUGUGCCUAAGACUGAACUGGGCUGGUACCAAUUGGUCUCUCUUUUUUGUUUUCUUUUUUCUUUUUUGUUGCUUUUUGGCAAUUUUUGAACUUAAAUAGCAAUUUAUCCUUUUGCCUUUGUUUACCUUGUGCUAUAAGGGAAACAAUUCCAUUUUAUGUGCACUAUUAUUUCCAGAAGAGAUGUAUAUUUAAAAACAAUAUUCUACUUGGUUCACAAAUAAAAACUUUUCUUUUUUAAAUUGAAACAUUUCUCAAAAAUUGCACUUGUUGAUCAAGGCAGCUAUAGCAAAACAAUUCCCAUUUUCACUUGUCCUUCAGACAAUGACUGAAGGCCGUUUGAUUUUUAUGGUGGUAAUUUGGUCUUGUAGCUCCCAGAGCUGACAUCUUAUUUUGUCACUGAAAGCUGGAAUGAUGAACUGUUUUAUUUAUAAACAAUGUAUUUCAUGUAUUGUCUUUCUUGUGUGAUCUUGACACGCGUCCGUCUCAGCCAGUACAGCUGUCGUUUUCUAAAUUAAGCCAAUGAAACUAAGCAUGUCUGACUUCAAUAAUCCUUUUUUUAGAAAAAAGAAAAUGGGUUCUUCCAAGCUUUUUGCCACUGUGAUGAUCCUCAUGAACCUGACUUUCCAUUGCACAUUCAGACAGCCAAACUCAUAGAGGUUAAUGUCCAGCAUGGUGGUGGUGAAACAAAUGAUACAGUUUCUACCACUGCUAGCCAGAUAUUUUUGGCUUAAUCAUCCAGAUGUUGAAGAUGAGCAGUAUAACUUCUUGAGCCUGUAGCAGAAAAGUUGGUGGCUGUUGAGUUUCUUUUCUAAGCAAUAUUGUGAUACAAGUCAAGGUGUGUGUGUGGGUGGAUCUGAUACUUGCCAGGGAACAAAAUUAGUAUUCUUGGGUGUUGUGACUUGGUAUGUUCAUAACUCAUUUGAUUGUUUUCAUUAACUGUGACUUUGGUCACUUCUAUACAUCAUGCAGAAUGAGGUGGCAGAACUGUGGACUGUACCAAUGCAGGAGUGGGAUUAUAUUUUCAAGCACACAUCCAACCCCAACUUGUAGUAAACCAGCAUACUGGUGAAAAGGCUUAUGUAACCCAUUCUCCCUGAUACACUAUUUUAGUACAUGCAGGGAAUUUUUCCACACACAGCUGCAGUCUGAAGUGGUACAGUCCAGAAUUCUACAUCUCAGCCUGUAGAUCAACUCUUAGAAAUAGUAAACUAAAUGUGGCUAUAUGACUUCUGGUACCCAGAAUGCCAUACAUUUUAACUUGGGUGUAUAAGUUGAGUAGCCACUAAAUAGAUGGGAGAGGUGGAGAGAGGAGAAUUGCAAAGUGGCGCUAGAAACAUUUGAAAGACAGUGCAAUGUUCAGUGCCCUAUUCCAGAUACGAUUACAUGAGGAGGCCUUGGCUUUUUGGUUGCUAUGUCUCUAGCACCUAUGCAUGAAUAUAAAACCAUUUGGAUAAAUGGUUCAGAUAAGGUCAAUUUGACGUCACUGAAAUUGCAGCAAACAUAGUUAAGAAUGCCUAUCUAACCAAGGCUUGAACGUUAGACAUCUAGCUAUAAUAAUACCAGUCAAGUCAUAAUUAUAGCACCUUUUUAUAUAACGUAGUACAGGGAGAUAUGUAUCUUACUAACUAGUGCUGUUCAAAAUGUUAAAUGUAGUAUGCUUAUUUCCAAGUAAACUUUGACAAUGCAGGACAACAUCCUAACUUUUCCCAAGAUAAAAUUUAGAAACCGUUUCAUAAGGUGUUGAAACAAUCCUUCACCCAAAACCAAGAGAGGCUGCUUUUUUACCUACCUGUCAGUCUUGUAUCAUAAACACAGUUGGCUUGUAUUCAUGCACUGUGUUCAAGUUGAAAUAGUUGCCAACUUAAAACUUUCCAGCUGAAGUAGUCAUUACUUUGUCCAAGCAAAAAUGGGAGUGAUGGGUUGACGAGUGAAUUGAUUCCUGCUUAGGACUAUUUGAGCUGGUGGAGCUGUAAAUUUUCAAUAUGAAGUACAUCAGUUUUGUCUUUUGGAUAAUGUAUUAUUUUAAAUUUUAAAUUUCACAAUAUUCAGACCAUGGAGCAAAAAUAGAUUACUUAAAAUGUUUUUAAGACUUGACCUCACUCAACAUGUUCAUUGUUUUGAAUGCACAAGGGCAAUUGAAUGGAUGUAUCUUCAGUUAGUGAAUUGGAUUUAUAAUUCUUCAUAGUAGGGUAAAAAUGAGUUUUAAGAUGAAGAAUCUAGCCUCCAGUCAAGAAUUUGGACUCCUGCAGAUCUAGAGUUGGUCCUCGUGUAGGGCAAAGGACUUCAGCUUUUUUUAUUAUAUGUAGGGUGUGUUUUGUAUUAACUCUUCAAAGAUGUUCUAGGUCCUGCAUAACAUAAUGAAGAGAAAUGUUGCUUCAGGAGUCCUGAAGAUGAGAAAUUGAGUAUCAAAUUUGACAUUUUUUAACUCUGCAGUUUCCACUUUUUAACUCUGCAAUUUGACUUGUAUGUUGAAUAUAUUAUUCCUGUGACUAACUGGUAUAGAAACAUUCAGCUCUUGAUUACUGUUGUGAAUAUUGGGGGGGUGGCACUAUUUGCAUUUUCUUACCUUAUAUUUUUGGUUCCUAUUUUCAAUCGGCUAAGCCUCAUUGUAUUCCUUUUUUAUGCAAAAGUUGCCACUGUGUGGUAAACAUUAUUAUUACAACCAAACCUAGAUCCCCUGUAAAAUCCCAGAUUGCAUUUGUUAGAGGGAGAUACUAUUCUCUUUAACACUUGAGGUUUAAAUUAUGUAAUCUUAUGUAAAUAAUGGUGCUUGUCUACCUUCAGUCCAAGAAAACACUCUGGAUUGAAGUUUGUAUAUUUAUGUAAAUAAUAUUUUUGUGCUAUCGUAAAUUUUAAGUUCCUGCUUUGUAAAAUGUCUUAUUCUGUUCUUCCAAUGAAAUGAAUGAAUAUGUUAAUAAGAUGCUGUGUAAUUGAAUGUUUUGAUACCCAUUUUAUAACCAAGCACAUCUGAAGAUGCUUCAGUUUGGUGUCAUAAAUACUCCUUUAAAAAAAAAGUUAGAUGCUUUUUUUCCCUUCUAUCCCCCUCCCCAUGCAAAGGCUUUUCUGGAAAAAAUGGCUAGAUUUUAGAACAAAUACCAGAUGCGCAGAUUUGUGGCAUUGGGGUGGAGUACCUUGGGUAACUUGUCCCACCACUGCAAGGAUUACAACUAGCACAGCAGGACAUCCCCCUCUCCUUAUCUCAUGCCAUCCCCAAAUCUGCUCUGAAAAGUUGGGAGAUCACCUAGAACAGAUUUAGGGGGUCUAUGGGGGGAAGAGAGUCCCACUGUGCUAACAGUGAUCCUUGUGUUGACAGGACCAUGACUUAGUGCUACUUUGGAUACAACCCCCAGAAUUCUAAAUAUCCAACUGAGGACAGAGCUGUCAAAUACCAUACACUUCUCAGUUUUUUACAGGGAUUGAAAAGAUUUUGAUUAAUAUAAUUUGUGGUUAAAACAUUGAAAUAAGUAAGCAAAAUAAGGCUGUAGGAAACAUUCA